Messenger RNA from Mauremys mutica (yellowpond turtle), 5325 nucleotides. It is a transcript of the gene SWT1, whose product is annotated as SWT1 RNA endoribonuclease homolog. The transcript is spliced from 20 exons. Lineage: Eukaryota; Metazoa; Chordata; Testudines; Geoemydidae. Gene Ontology annotation, cellular component: nucleus. The record is from RefSeq and is a predicted model, not a curated record. The coding region runs from base 345 to 3185 and encodes 946 amino acids.
ACUUCCACUGUUUUUGUUUUUGUUCGUUUCAUGCAUUCUUCCCAUACCUAGGAUGGCAAACUUUUCUUCCUCCCAUUCCUCCCUUUCCUCCCAAUCUAACCCCCUGUAUGCUUAGGGAUGGGUUCCUAGAUCAACGUUUUUUCUGGGCAACUUGGCCACCUCUCACAGCCCAUGCUUCAUGGUUGAUCCUUUUUGAAUGCAGCAAUCGUUUAGGAUCAGUUGGUCCCUCUCUCUGUGCAUACUUCAGGGAUGUAGCUUUAAUGUAGUCCUACAGGAUUCCACUGGAAGAGUGGAAAGGAGAAGAAAUUAGGAGGGGAAUGAAAUAGUGAUUACACAGCUCAACAAUGAUAACUUUCUUCUUUGCAAUAAGGCAGCAACAGAUAAAAGGAGAGAGAAGAAAAAUGGAGGUCCAGCUCCACAAACUUGUGAACAAGAGAGAAGUAUGUGCGUUGGAGUGCUUUGUUGUGGGAUUUGAGAUGUCCAAAAAGAAAUCCAAGAAGUCUGAGCAAAAGGAGGGAAGUUCGGAUGGCUUGGAUAACAAACCUUCUUGUUCUAAGACUACCAGUAAUAAAACAAAGGCAUCCAGCUUGGCAAGCUCAACACCUUCCUCAGAGAAAAGAAAAUGGAAAUCAGAAGAGACAGGAAUCUGUAACAUAAAAGGACAGCUAGAAUUUCAAAGAUUCAAAGUACAUAAAGAGGUUCAAGAGAAGAAACAAAAGCAAAGUUCCUAUGUUCCACAAGGCACUACUGAAGGGUUCCAAGGAGAGUCUUCAAACGAUAGCAAAACAAUCAGUGCUGUUUUGAUUCAAACUGAGAAACGAAAAAGGAUAUCUAUACAGUUUAAACAUCAUGAUGUUAAACAUGGAAGAGAGAAAAGCCAAAGUGAUUCUGGUGUGGUCCCUACUAGCAGGGAAAUCUGUAAAAAAGACCACUAUUUUGACAAUGUUGGAACAGGAGGGAAAAUGGUGCGGCAUAGUUUUGCAAUCCAGAAGGACAUGGUGAGGAAGAAGAAGAAAGAGAAAACUGAGCUCAGCAAACUAAAGGCUAGAGUUGAACAAACUAUGUUGGAGAAGUUCAAGGUAGCUACCUUUCCUACAGACUUGCUGAGUAAGAAGUUGCAUGGAUCAAAAAAACUGAGUGAUGAUUUCAGAAGUCUGAAAAAGUCCUCAGCCACCUUUCCAAAGAGUGCAGGAGAUGGCAAUUUCCCCACUAAUAUAUCACACACAUCAUUGAAGACUUGUAAGAAUAAAGAACACCUAGAAAACCCCAAAGAACUAUCUAACAAAAAUCACCAUGUUACUAAACAUAUACCAUUAUUCUAUUCAACUGCAACAUCUAAGGAAUGGCAGUAUCUUAAAGAGAAGAAACAGCAUUCUGAUUCCAGCAAAACUGUUAGUUCAAGAACUGAAGGAAGGACCUUUGAAGCCAUACCAUUACAUUUAAGACAGAGCUCUGAAGUCCCAUGCCCUUCUGCCUCCCAUCAAGCCAUUCACAUUACAGAGACAGACCAAGAGAUGCAAAUAAUAGAGGACUUGCAUGCUGCUCGUAUUGACAAAAAGAUAGCUUUGCCAGUCGUGCAGACUUGUGGAGAAUUGACAAGUAUGGAAAUAGAUCUUCCAGAAGAGAAUGCAGAUAUUCCAGCUGCAAGUGCUACUUCUGGUUCGAACCUCUUGAUAGUGAUUGACACCAACAUAAUGAUUAGUCACCUUCAGUUUAUCAUGACUUUGAAAACUAGAGAUAUACCAGGCAUUGGCAGACUUGCACUGAUAAUUCCCUGGGUGGUUCUACAAGAACUGGACAACUUGAAGAAAGGCAAAGUACUACAACAUGUUCGGCACAAAGCUGUCCCUGCAGUUCAGUUCAUCUACACUUGUCUCAAAAACCAAGAUUCAAAGCUGUGGGGGCAAUCCAUGCAGCUUGCCUCUCAGAAAAUAUAUGGAUUGAGUGAUGAAAACAAUGAUGAUCGUGUUUUACAAUGCUGCUUGCAGUAUCAGAGUCUUUUCCCUCAAGCUUUUGUCAUACUGUGCACGGAUGAUAAAAAUUUAUGCAGCAAAGCCCUAGUGAGUGAUGUAAAGGCCCUAUCCAAAGCAGAUUUGGUUACUUCACUCCAGAACCUGAAUGUAAACAGCCAUCAGAACUGUGUUGGCCUACAACAAUCAAAAACAGAUACUGGGUCCCAGAAAACCAAGAGGGAAGAUCCCAGCCUUACUACUCCACUCCUAAGCAUUGUUCCUGACCUUGAAAAAAGUUUAGGAGAAGCUUUAUCCUCGAUAUUAGAAACUGAAAUGAAAAUUGCUUUUGGAAACUUGUGGAUGGAGGUACUGUAUCUGAAGCCCCCAUGGACCCUAGCAAGCUUAUUGCAGUGCUUUAAAAAACACUGGAUGGCUGUAUUUGGCUCUAUUGUGCCAAGAAGCUUACUUGGAACCGUUGAAUGCCUGCAUGAACAUCUUUGUAAAGGUAAGACAGUUGACCACAUAACAGCAAACAUCCUGCUCCAGGAAUCUAAAAAGCUAUUGCAUGCUUUCAGCUCAAGGUCAGACUAUGAUGGGGUACUUCCGCAGGCUUUUGCUUAUGUGACUAAACUGCUCCAGAUGCUUGCAGAGGUUCGGUCAGACAGUGGACAAAAAUCAUCAGAAGCCCUGACAGCUCUUUCAGAAAACACUGCAGGUUCAAAAAUGGAAGAUGUGAGGCUGCAUCUGCAAACAUGUGAGGAAGGCAAGUCAUUGUCAAACACUCAGCUGUCCCAAGAUAAAAGACAUCAGGAAAUCUGGUCUGUCCUUGAAAGCAUUUGGAAUACAAUAAACCUGUACAGUACUGAAAUUUUCCAGAAGCUGGAUCACAAUAUCACCACCCUCACCACUGCGAAAAUAUCUUCAUUUGAAGAAGCUUUUUUAGGCCUACAGAAACUGAUGGCAGCUGUGAAUAAUAUUCUUGCGGGGAUUCGUAGAGUUUUGACCCCCAACAGUAGUUUUCAAGACAUUUGGACGCUUUAUAACUUCCUAAUCAGUAAUGAGAUAAAUGCCAGCAUAAAAUUUACGGCUGAGGAACUCUAUGAGUGUGUUUCACAGGAAGUGUAUAGAGAGAGAUUAACAGUUGGAUGUUGCCAACUGGCACAGCUGGAAUACACUAUUACACAAUGCAAUGCAUCUGUCCAUAUGGAGGCCAAAAAUAGGGGCUGGUUAUGAUACUACAAUCAACUUCAGGUUUUGAUCUACACUGUUCUCCCUGGAGCUUCCCCCGCCUUAAAUUAUACUUGUUUUUUAAAAAUAAAAUGGGGAACUUUGUCAGGAGAGCAACCACAAUCUAGUCCAGUUUUUUUCAGUGCUGUUUAAAGUGUAAAUUAAUCUACUUCCUGAAUUAUUUUUUUUUUCCAUUCAGCUAGCAACAGGAGUCCACCAGCAGCAUUGUUGGCAUUUGCGUUAUAUCUAGUCUUCCCGAGAUUAACACAAUCCUAGAUGUUGCCACUAGGAUACUUAACAUACAUCAUCUGUUUGGACCACUUUUAAAUUAAAGUGCAAAAAAUAAAUAGCCAGUGUUUUUUGUAUAGUAUAGAAGACCACCCUGUAAACACCUCCCUUCUAUCACAACCAAAAAGCAAGAAAACAAAGUGUGGUGUAAAACUUAAGAGGUUCAAGACAAAAUCUACAAAAGCUAUUGUUUUCAAAGAUCUUAAAUCCAAGCCAGAGGACAACCUUUUUGGUCUGCCUAAAAGAUGACAGGUGAAGAGUUGAAAAAUAGGUUUCACCAAUUUAGAAAGAGUUUAAAAGUUCUCUUGCCCUCCUCCAGUUCACUGAUCAAGUUAACCCUUUCCUGUAUGUACUUGUCUGAGUGGUAUUGAGAAUUUCCUGUCCUUAACUUAAGCAAAGGUGGUGCAGGUUCUGAGACCCUAGUGUUUCUUAUAAGGUGUAUGAGUUAAACAGCUACUAACAAGUAAAACUGCCUAAAAAUUGCUUCCUCUAAAUUAUCUGGUUUUAUUUACCCAUACAUGAUUAGUAAUUCUAUUUGUCCUGUCCCUUACAGUAGAAAUUUGGAUGGUUUUUUACCUAGAAGUCAUCUUAAAAAAAAAAAAUACCAAAACACACCUACCUUUUCAACCUACCUUUAUAUAUAAAGGAACUUUUCUACUGCAGGGCACUGUCAAAUGAUUUCCCUUGCUGCUGUUCAAGUUGCACACUUUGCUGUUGGAAUGUAACUAACUUGUUUCCCGAAACUGAGUUCACAGCUAUUCAAUUUGUCUACUGCUAUUUACAAUACUUCUGGCCUUUAACACUACUUAUUUGCUUGUACAGAGAUACUUGUAUCAUUGAUUUUUUUAAUAUAUUUUGACUCUGUAAAAACUUUAUUGGAAGUGUAACUAAUUGAAGUUUAAUUCCUUAAUAAAUUGUGCUAUUUUGCACAGUUGUAUCUUUACUAUGUAGAUGCAAAUGUGUCCACUCACCACUUAUAGAAAAGAGCAGGAUGAGAUUUUAUUCAAGUCUUGAUAAAGUUUGGCAAGCAAAUUCUACCACACCUGGGGUGGGGUGGGGUGGGGGGAAUAUUUCUUUUGUUCGUGUUCUUCUAUACCAUUUUAUGUACUGAAUUUCCAAAUGUCUCAGAAGCUGCUACAGUACAGGCUCUCAGUUGCGGAAAAAAUUGUUUUUUAAAAAUACCUUGCUGCCCCAUUCUGAGUAUUCUAAUGUGUACCUAAUAUGCUUGGGGUAAAAAAAAAAAGCUUGUUCAUGACAUACUGUCAAUGCUGUUGUCCUCAAACACUCUGACAACUUCAUUCUUCAAGGCAGCAGUAAAACUUGGUGACUUGUCAGGAAUGCAUCACAGUGUGUAUAUAUGUAAAACAUAUGCCUUUUUUCCAGAUCUACUAAAAGUUAGAUAGCUCUUAGUAAUUUUCUGACCAGUUAAUAAAACUAAUUUAAUAUGGCUUAAUGUCUGUCCUGAGCUAACAAUGCCUAAUCAACAUUCAGCUUGUGGGCAUUAUGACUUCUGGGUCCACCUCUCAAAUAUUCCAGUUUAAUUAAUUCCAGUGUUCUGUAGUUAAGAUGAAAUGUAGCAAGGCCUGUCAUUGCUGUACAGAGUUGGAAAGGUGUAAGACUGACAAAAGUUGGUGGUGCUCACUGUGAGAAUAUUGGUCCUGAGCCUAGACCAAUUUUAGCUAUACAGAUCAGAACUUUAAAAUGUAGUUAGAAAAACUUCAGUUACUUAGAUUUGAAAGUGCUAUGCUUUAGAAUAGUGCUAAAUGAGCCACUUUAAGUUCAGUAUUAACCAAUUGUAGAAAACCUGGUCUGUUUUGCUGUGAGAAAAAUAUAUAAAUAAAAAUAGUAAAUGAAACAA